AUGGCAGAUAAAACGAAAAGGAGCCGGGCUCCCAAGCGAAGUACAAAUACCUCUAAUAGCUCGAUAAGAGAGUAUUCCAAACACAGCCAUAGCUCAGGAGCGAGAAGUCGAACGAGUACGUCAACAACUGAUCGUUCUGGAUCUGAGAAAAUCAAGUUCGAAAAAGUGGGGAAAGCUGGGACUGGAUUCCUCUCUGAGGUAUAUGUUUAUAAGAAGACUGUCAACGACAAAUCCCGUGGAAAAGUUGCUGUAAAACAAGACAAACCAGAAUGGGUUCAUUUCUCAGCACAAGAGAACGAACGGCUGAUCCUCGAGACACUGAAGCAGAGAUUGAAUGAUCCUGCAUUUGAGUUCAUCGUGAGGUUUCAUCGGAAGCAAACUAUUGAUGAAGUUCCAAGUCUGAUACUUGAGUAUCUCGAAGGAGGUGAUCUUGAGGAGUAUGCUCCCAGCGAACCCCCUGGUACAGAGAAAGAAAGGAAAGUAGUAAAGUGGAUUAGAGACACGCUUGUCGCACUUGUCUUCCUUCACUCGGCCGAUAUUAUCCACAGAGACGUAAAGCCAGCCAACAUUGUCCGCAAAGACAGGGAGGGAAGUCGGGUCAAACUCGUUGAUUUUGGAUCCGCUGGCCGUUUAGAGGGGCCGAACAGAACCUCGACCUCCCGUGGAUCUUUCGAAUACCGCAGUCCUGAAGGUCACUUGUCUAAUCCGAUAACUGAAAAAGCUGAUAUGUUCACAUUGGGAUUAGCGACAUACGAGAUUCUCAUAGGCAAGCAAGCAUUCCCUCGUCACCCUGGAGAAGAUCUACGAGACGUAGCCAUGCUGGAUAGGAUCCAGAACGAAGAACCCGAUUACGAUCCUGUAGUAUUCAGCAAUUACUCACGAGAAGCCUUAUUAUUCAUAAGAUGCCUAUUAACGAAGAAUCCUGCCCUCAGACCGGACGCGAUGACGGCUCUACGUCACGAGUGGUUCAAGAAAUUCGAUAUCGAUCCGAUAGUCAAACCGGGUGACUCUUGGUGGUUGAAGGAUGACUGGAAGGCGAAUGGCGAGACAUCUGCCGGAGCGAUGAAAACGCGCUAG
Molecule: messenger RNA, 1077 nt
Organism: Fomitiporia mediterranea MF3/22
Lineage: Eukaryota; Fungi; Basidiomycota; Agaricomycetes; Hymenochaetales; Hymenochaetaceae
Product: kinase-like protein
Exons: 10
Coding region: 1-1077 (358 amino acids)
Biological process (GO): protein phosphorylation
Cellular component (GO): cytoplasm
Molecular function (GO): ATP binding; protein serine/threonine kinase activity
Source: RefSeq, a predicted model, not a curated record